AGAGAGGGGGAAGACAUGCGAUAAAGGUCUUUGGCUGGACUCUAAUCCUAGAGAGUGUGGUGGUCCAAGGCCUCCAUACAUGUGUUGCUCUUUGCCGCCGCACCCUGCCGGACCCCAUAAAAGGAUUUUAGCCAGAUAUUUAGGUUAGGAGCAUAAUGCUCUGCUGCUUCUGGUUUUCAGAGCACGAUUCAUGUAACUUAUAGAAAACUGUUUUUGUGAAAGGGAGCUGUUUACCAGUGUAGACCUGGAAGACCAAAAAUGUCCUUCACUUUUUGUUGGAAUAUGUUUUUCUGACAGACAUCAGUUGAAAUUUCAUAUCUGCAUCAGUUCAAUGCCAGAUCUUUGUUUUCCUGCUGCUUUGUGAGCAAAAUUUUGAUCGAUACUCACCAUGAAAUACAUCUUGUAGUUUUUCUCUGCUUGCCAAUGGUAUAUAGGGAUGCAAUGAAAAGGGAUAUCAUGAUAUAUUAUUUGCAGAGUGGCUAUGGAGUGACAGGAGUUCUGUUUUAAACUUUCAUGAUGACUUGGCUAAAAUUCAGAACUAUAAACCCAAGCUUUCGAAAAGCAACUACACCCUUCACAGUCUCCAGUACUCUGGCAGAUGGGCUAAGUUCAUUAUCCUGCCAUCCAUGUGACUCAUCAGCUGAACAAGCUUAAUCCAAUUAAAGUAGCAGUUUGUCUGUUGGCUCUCCUAAGCUUGCAGCUAGGUCAGGAUAUUUUUGAGUACUCCAGGUGUGCACCAUGUCUAUUAUUAAGAUUCACGCCAGAGAGAUCUUUGAUUCUCGUGGAAACCCCACAGUGGAGGUUGAUCUUUACACUGACAAAGGUCUGUUUCGGGCUGCUGUUCCCAGCGGUGCUUCUACUGGGAUCUAUGAAGCUCUGGAGCUGAGAGACAAUGACAAGUCUCGCUUCCUGGGGAAAGGCGUCUCCCAGGCUGUCGAACACAUUAAUUCAACUAUUGCCCCUGCACUUGUCAGUGAGGAUGUAUCUGUGGUUGAUCAAGAGAAAAUUGACCAGAUGAUGAUCGAUUUGGACGGCACCGAGAACAAAUCCAAAUUUGGUGCAAACGCCAUCCUCGGUGUUUCUCUGGCUGUUUGCAAAGCUGGCGCUGCAGAAAAAGACGUUCCCCUGUACCGCCACAUUGCUGACCUGGCAGGUAACCCUGAGGUCAUCUUGCCUGUGCCGGCCUUCAAUGUGAUCAACGGCGGCUCUCACGCUGGUAACAAGCUCGCCAUGCAGGAGUUCAUGAUCCUGCCCAUUGGUGCCAGCACCUUCAAGGAAGCCAUGCGUAUCGGCGCAGAGGUUUACCACAACCUGAAAAAUGUCAUCAAGAAGAAAUAUGGACAGGAUGCCACGAAUGUGGGCGACGAAGGCGGCUUUGCUCCAAACAUAUUGGAAAAUAAGGAGGCUCUGGAGCUCCUGAAGGAGGCCAUUACUAAAGCCGGGUACACAGAGGAGGUCGUGAUCGGCAUGGACGUAGCUGCGUCCGAGUUCUACCGGGACGGAAAAUACUGACCUGGACUUCAAGUCGUCCUGACUGACCCGAGCCGCUACAUCACACCAGAUGAGCUGGCUGAUCUCUACAGGAGCUUUGUGAAGGAUUAUCCAGUGGUGUCUAUUGAGGAUCCAUUCGACCAGGACGACUGGGCAGCCUGGACUAACUUCACAGAGAGUACAGACAUCCAGGUUGUUGGAGAUGAUUUAACUGUAACAAAUCCCAGCCGCAUCUGCAAGGCGGUGGAGGAAAAGGCCUGCAACUGUCUGCUGCUCAAAGUCAAUCAGAUUGGAACAGUUACAGAGUCAAUGAGGGCGUGUAAGAUGGCCCAGGAGAGCGGUUGGGGUGUGAUGGUGAGCCACCGCUCCGGGGAAACUGAGGACACCUUCAUAGCCGAUCUGGUGGUCGGACUGUGCACAGGACAGAUCAAGACGGGGGCUCCUUGUCGUUCUGAGCGCUUGGCUAAGUACAACCAGAUCCUGAGAAUUGAGGAGGAGCUGGGGGACAAGGCUCAGUUUGCUGGGAAAAACUUCAGGAGUCCUGUGAUUGAGUGAAUGAGACAUUUACUGGUGAAUGCAAAAAUGUGUGCGAACACUUCAGUUUAACGAUUAGAUGUGUAGAAGUCCUUCUCUCAGUACAUAAAAACUACCAGCCAUGUCAGCCAUGAGCUCUGAUUAGGGAAAUAAUAGCUCUGAUUGUAGUACAAGUAUUGUUUUGACAACAAACACCUGCACUUUGGAGAUGAAGAUAAUAAAGUUUUGUUAGUGA
Messenger RNA from Xiphophorus hellerii (green swordtail), 2260 nucleotides. RefSeq names its product enolase 1b, (alpha) (gene eno1b). Gene Ontology annotation, cellular component: phosphopyruvate hydratase complex. Gene Ontology annotation, biological process: glycolytic process. Gene Ontology annotation, molecular function: magnesium ion binding; phosphopyruvate hydratase activity. The record is from RefSeq and is a predicted model, not a curated record. NCBI's taxonomy places the organism in Eukaryota, Metazoa, Chordata, Actinopteri, Cyprinodontiformes, Poeciliidae.